AUGGGUUUGCAGAUGCUUGUGCCUUUCGGUCCUUGGAGUUGGUUGUUCUUCCUGGUGGCCCUCAGGUGUGGUGGAGCAUCUUCUGAUUUGAAUGAAUCCACAAAUGCCUCUCCCCAGCGUGAGCCUGAUGUUCGGUUUGCUGCUGCCGGCUCUGAGCCAGCUGAGACGGUAUCUGUUUUCGCACUGGAUUAUGACUAUGUGCAAAUUCCUUACGAGGUCACCCUCUGGAUCCUCCUAGCAUCCCUUGCAAAAAUAGGCUUCCACCUCUCCCACCGGCUGCCGGGCCUCAUGCCUGAGAGCUGCCUGCUCAUCCUGGUGGGGGCCCUGGUGGGCGCCAUCAUCUUCGGCACCGACCACAAAUCGCCUCCAGUCAUGGACUCGAGCAUCUACUUCCUGUACCUCCUCCCGCCCAUCGUCCUGGAGGGCGGGUACUUCAUGCCCACCCGGCCCUUCUUCGAAAACAUCGGAUCCAUCCUGUGGUGGGCAGGGCUGGGGGCCCUGAUCAAUGCCUUCGGCAUUGGCCUCUCGCUCUACCUCGUCUGCCAGGUCCAGGCCUUUGGCCUGAGCGACGUCAACCUGCUUCAUAACCUGCUGUUUGGGAGCCUGAUCUCUGCUGUGGACCCUGUGGCCGUGCUGGCCGUGUUCGAAGAGGCGCGGGUGAAUCAGCAGCUGUACAUGAUGAUCUUUGGGGAGGCGCUCCUCAACGACGGCAUCAGCGUGGUCUUAUAUAACAUCUUAAUCGCCUUCACAAAGAUGCAUAAAUUUGAAGACAUAGAACCUGUGGACAUCUUGGCCGGAUGUGCCCGAUUCAUUAUCGUGGGGUGCGGGGGAGUAUUUUUCGGCGUCAUUUUUGGAUUCAUUUCUGCGUUUAUCACACGUUUCACUCAGAACAUCUCAGCAAUUGAACCCCUCAUCGUCUUCAUGUUCAGCUACUUGUCCUACUUAGUGGCUGAGACGCUCUAUCUCUCUGGCAUCCUGGCAAUCACAGCCUGUGCAGUGACCAUGAAAAAGUACGUCGAAGAAAACGUGUCCCAGACAUCCUACACGACCAUCAAGUAUUUCAUGAAGAUGUUGAGCAGCGUCAGCGAGACCCUGAUCUUCAUGUUCAUGGGCGUGUCCACCGUGGGGAAGAACCACGAGUGGAACUGGGCCUUCGUCUGCUUCACCCUGGCCUUCUGCCAGAUCUGGAGAGCCAUCAGCGUGUUUGCUCUCUUCUAUAUCAGUAACCAGUUUCGGACUUUCCCCUUCUCCAUCAAGGACCAGUGCAUAAUUUUCUACAGUGGUGUCCGAGGAGCUGGAAGUUUUUCACUUGCGUUUUUGCUUCCUCUGUCUCUUUUUCCUAGGAAGAAAAUGUUUGUCACUGCUACUCUAGUAGUUAUAUAUUUUACUGUAUUCAUUCAGGGAAUCACAAUUGGCCCUCUGGUCAGGUACCUGGAUGUUAGAAAGACCAAUAAAAAAGAAUCCAUCAACGAAGAGCUUCAUACCCGUCUGAUGGAUCACUUGAAGGCUGGAAUUGAAGAUGUGUGUGGGCAGUGGAGCCACUACCAAGUGAGAGACAAGUUUAAGAAGUUUGAUCAUAAGUAUUUACGGAAAAUCCUAAUCCGAGAGAACCUGCCAAAAUCGAGCAUUGUUUCUUUGUACAAGAAGCUGGAAAUGAAACAAGCUAUUGAGAUGGCAGAGACCGGGAUACUGAGUUCUACAGCCUUUUCCAUGCCCCACCAGGCCCAGAGGAUACAAGAAACCAAAAGACUCUCCCCUGAAGAUGUGGAGUCCAUGAGGGACAUUCUGACACACAACAUGUACCAAGUUCGACAAAGGACCCUGUCCUACAACAAAUACAACCUCAAACCCCAAACGAGUGAGAAGCAGGCGAAAGAAAUCCUGAUCCGCCGCCAGAACACCUUCAGGGAGAGCGCGAGGAAAGGUCACAGCCUGCCCUGGGGAAAGCCGGCUGGUACCCGAAACAUCCGCUACCUCUCCUUUCCUUAUAGCCAUCCUCAGCCAGCAGGCAGAGAUGUGAGGGUGGCUGAAUUCACAGAUCACGACGGCAGUGACGCAGAAGUCCCCACCAUCAUGUUCAACACACACUCUCCAACGGGGUCACUUCAGGAAGGACGACGGACACAAGAAAUAAUCCCGAUGAAGAACUUACACAGAGGAGGGAAGCCAGCCCACUUGGGCUAUCAAAGAAAUAGGACCCAAGAAGAACAACUGGGCGGGGGCAGAAGGGUGGUUUUGAGGCCCAAACCGCUCUUUCACGCAGUAGAUGAGGACUUCGAAUCUGGGGAGGAGAGUGAGGAAGAGGCCUCAGCCAUUGGGUCCCGAUGGUCAGCUGAGCACAGACCCAGCAGGGACCUCCAGGGAUCCCAUAGCCCUUUGCUCCAAAGCAAGUAAUGUCACGGUCCACAGGACUGUGUUGGGUUUUUCCAGAGUCCAUGUUCCGAUUACUGUGAAAGAAGGAUGUUCAGAGUUCUGAAGCGAGCCAUUGAGUUUUGUUCUUGUUUAUUUUUAUUUUUUUGAUGUGGACCAUUUUUAAAGUCUUUAUUGAAUUUGUUACAAUAUUGCUUCUGUUUUUUUUUUUUUGCUUGUUUUUUAUAGUUUGUUUUUUUGGCCACAUGUGGGAUCCUAGCUCCCCGACCAGGGAUCAAACCCACACCCCCUACAUUGGAAGGCAAAGUCUUAACCACUGGACUGCCAGGGAAGUCCCUUGAGUUUUGUGCUUGUUCCUGGUUUUGGGAAGCUAUUGUGACUCUCUAAGAGGCAAGGAGAUUCUUCAGAGGACUGGGAACCGACUCGCAGUCUCUUCCACAUUCUUAGCUGUGCUUAGCUGUGCUUUGUAGACGAAUUCCCUGUGAGAGACAGACGUCAGUCACCCCAGGGGUUAUUCACUAAAUGUGUCAUUCAUGUAAUUUAUUGAGAUACAAACAUGAUUGGUCAAUAAUUCCCCUUGAGGGCUUCCCUGGUGGCGCAGUGGUUGAGAGUCCGCCUGCCGAUGCAGGGGACACGGGUUCGUGCCCCGGUCCAGGAAGAUCCCACAUGCUGCGGAGCGGCUGGGCCCGUGAGCCAUGGCCGCUGAGCCUGCGCGUCUGGAGCCCGUGCUCCGCAACGGGAGAGGC
This is a messenger RNA of Orcinus orca (killer whale), 3116 nucleotides long. RefSeq names its product solute carrier family 9 member A4 (gene SLC9A4). Gene Ontology annotation, molecular function: sodium:proton antiporter activity. The transcript is spliced from 12 exons. Gene Ontology annotation, cellular component: membrane. NCBI's taxonomy places the organism in Eukaryota, Metazoa, Chordata, Mammalia, Artiodactyla, Delphinidae. Gene Ontology annotation, biological process: proton transmembrane transport; sodium ion transport; regulation of pH. The coding region runs from base 1 to 2394 and encodes 797 amino acids. The record is from RefSeq and is a predicted model, not a curated record.